GGACCAGUCGCUGAAGUUAGAGGCGCAGGACAGUCUGACUGCUCGCCAUGGAGAUGUCCGCUAAACUUAUCGUUCCCAUCGUGGUGAUCUCCAUGCUGGUCGCUCGCAGUCCGACGGAGGCAUGGUACAAGCAGGUGGCCCGUCCAAGCUACUACUCCGUGGGCAGGGCUUCCGGCUUGCUGUCCGGUAUCCGGAGGUCACCGUACGUCAGGAGAGCCGAACUGGGCCAGUCAGACAGCGAAGAGUCUGCGACCAACACCCUGUUUUCUGAAUUAACUCCGCAGAGUUUCAUCCUGAAGAUGAUGCCUGUUUGUAUCAAAUACAUUACACCAAACCUGCAGAGCUGUGAAGUCUUCCAGGACAUCAAGGGUUCAUUCAAGUGCAAAGCAGACAUCUUCCUCUCUCUGGACCCCUCAGACUGUGCAGGAGACUGAGCAGGAGAGCCGACAGCUGGGCUGGAUGAUGAAGCCUACUUCUUGAAGGCAUGACAUUUAAAAAAACUGUACAUUAUAAUAUCAAGUUUAA
Messenger RNA from Xiphias gladius (swordfish), 525 nucleotides. RefSeq names its product neuropeptide B-like. The transcript is spliced from 2 exons. Bases 48 to 434 code for a protein of 128 amino acids. Gene Ontology annotation, molecular function: G protein-coupled receptor binding. Gene Ontology annotation, biological process: G protein-coupled receptor signaling pathway; feeding behavior. The record is from RefSeq and is a predicted model, not a curated record. Lineage: Eukaryota; Metazoa; Chordata; Actinopteri; Istiophoriformes; Xiphiidae.